CAGAAAUAAAUAAAACGCCCCCUUCGCACUCCCCUUUACUCCACGCGUGUGCGGCGUUGGUGUGUGGGUGAACAAGGUAGGGGGGGAGAGAAGCCGUGGGUGAACUGCAGCGCGUCCUAUGCGGAUUUCAUCAUUGACUGGCCGCCCAGCUUCCUCACACCAGAGCCGGACUGGACCAUUUCUCGUCCCUUUCGGAUCUUUUAACUGGAACUGCGUGAUAUCAUCACUGCGUGUUCCCUGUGGUCACGCGGCAGGGAGGACAUCAUCGUGCAGUGCUGCGAGGGAUGAGCAAUGGGAAAGCUCCACCUGUUGAAGGCCUGCUCUUCACUUACUAUCACUCUGACUCCUCCAUCCCCUGUCAACAUGACAACCUCAGCCCUGCGUAGGCAGGUGAAGAACAUAGUACACAACUAUUCCGAAGCAGAGAUUAAGGUACGUGAGGCCACCUCCAAUGAUCCGUGGGGGCCGUCAUCGUCUCUCAUGUCAGAAAUAGCUGAUCUGACGUUCAACGUGGUGGCCUUUGCUGAAGUCAUGGCCAUGGUGUGGAAGCGCCUCAAUGACAGCGGCAAGAACUGGAGGCAUGUUUACAAGUCCCUAACGCUAUUGGACUACCUCCUGAAGACGGGAUCAGAAAGAGUGGCUCAGCAGUGUCGAGAGAAUGCUUUCACUAUUCAGACGCUGCGUGAUUUUCAGUAUGUUGACCGCGAUGGCAGAGACCAAGGAGCCAAUGUCAGGGAAAAAGCGCGCCAAUUGGUGUGUCUUCUCCGGGAUGAGGACCGUCUUCGCCAAGAGAGGAGUCAAGCACUGAAGACCAAGGAGCGAAUGGCUGGGGGAGGCAGCGGUGGUGUAGGAGUAGGUGGAGGGGCCAUGUAUGGAGGAAUACCGCCAUCGUACCACCCAGGCAGGCGGACAAGCCAGCCCAGCAUGGCUGUACUCUAUGGGGAGGAGUUAAGUCGCUCCAGAGGUUCUCCAUCCUCUUUUAACUCAGCUUCGUCUUCAUCUCCUCGAGGCGCCUCAGACUUGGAACAGGCUCGACCCCAAACCAGCGGGGAAGAGGAGCUGCAGAUCCAGCUGGCUUUAGCCAUGAGCAGGGAGGAGAAUCAGAAGGAACAGUGCUGUCGCCAUGGAGAUGAGUCUCUCAUACAAAAGGUCCUGGAUGAGAGCAGGAGAACAAGCCAGACUGGGGCGCAGGAGUCGACCAUUUUGGACCUAGUAGACAUCUUUGGUGCAUCCUCUGAGAGCCAAGCUCCACCUGGUGACCCCUGGCACUCUGUCCAGCCUUCCGGUAAUGUCACUUCUGAUCCCUGGCAUUCUGUGGCCGUUCCAGGCUCACCAACAUCCUCAAAAGCUGGUAAUCCUCUGGCUGCAUGUACCGACUCGCACAAAGAGCUAUGGGAGGCGGCAUCCAGCUACAGCCAUGCAGUGGAUCACACGUGGGACAGAACGUCCGUGCGCGAGAGUGAUGGGGAAUAUCCCGUCAGUGCACAAGAAGAAGAUAGGUUUCAGCAGGAAGUCCCUCAAAUGCCUUCUCUUCACUCAGCUAGUCCCACAGUUUCUGAGCUUCGUGGGUCAGCAGACAUGUUCUCUGGAGCAGAUUCCAGGACUGAUCCAUUUAAGAAUGACGCUCUGCAGGCGCUCCAGGUAAAUGGGCCAGACUCAGGCAGUCCAGAGAUGUCUGCUCUGUCUCGGCUCACGCCCCCUGUGAGGACCACGACGCGUGUGUGUCGGACCCCAGAGGCCUUCCUCGGACCAACGGGGGCCUCGUUGGUCAAUCUGGAUGCACUGAUACCUCCUACCCCACCGGGCAAGGCACACAACAAUCCAUUCCUCUCAGGUCUGAGCGCUCCAUCUUCCACCAACCCCUUCCACUGUGACCAGCCUCGCCUUACCCUCAACCAAAUGCGUCCAUCCUCUACAUCUCCACUGCCCCCACACAUGCUCUCCUACAGUCCGUCCCUUCCCCUCCCUCUCCGUCAGAGGGGGGCAGCCCUUCCCUCCUCGCACACCCAACCUCCCACCAGACUUAUGGACCUUCCCUCCAACCUACCCCAACCCCUGCUCCCUCUCUCUCCCCGGCCAGCGGCUCGCGUUCAAUCCCCAGCACUAACACACAGCCACAACCCAUUCCUUUGAGACUGGAAUUGCUUUUCCUAUUUGCACAUUCUAGACGAUAACAUGAGCCUGAACCAGAAUGAAGAUCUUGUUUAUUGUAUGUGUGCGCACACGAAAUGGAUCAAAACUGACCUGGAUGUAAUUGUGUCAGUUGAAAGACACAUCACCUGCUGCACUAUAUGUAACCAACCUGAACUCUUGAAGAAAUGCAUUGACACAAAUCCAUCACAUUAAUAUUCCCGACAAGUUUGAUAUUAGGUAAACAGCCCAGCAAUAAAUUCCCUCAUGUGAAUCAUUUCAUCAACUGAUCUGUAUUUUUUAAUGCAAUGUGUUCCUAAUGCAUUGUCACUCAAAUGGAUAUGAGUGAAUACAUUAUGAUGUGGCACUCAAGAGCACUGCAAAUUAAGGUCUAAUCAGAAUCCUAAUGAAGGGAGGAUUUAUUGCCAGAGUGCUGUUUAACCUUAAUAUCAAAUGAAGUAAAGUGUGAUAACGAUAACAGUGCUUAUUAUACACGAACUGUAAAAGUGUGCACAUUCUUCGCAAGGUUCUUCGUAAAGGUACAUGGACAACAUGGCCGCCACAUUUCCACACAUCAUCUGCAGCUGACAACCUGAGCACCAUAUGUCAGUUCUCCAGUUCAAUAACUGGAACAGUUACACUUUCAUGUAUUGUUCCUGCUUUGCCGACAAAAGAAUGCUCAUCCUUUCCCCAUCGAGACAGCAACUGGUGCAACACCUUUUUCUCAUCAGUCAUAUUGGAGUUUAAUUGAAGUUGAUGUCUCUUAACUCAGAUACGAAAUUCCUCCUGACACUGUCAAAGAACCUUCACAAAUAUGUACUGUAUGAUCUAUUUUUUUAGGCACCUUACAUGGUCAUUUGUCAAAAGCCCAUUUACUUUCCUUCAAAAAGUCUUGAGUUGCUUUUGCAGAAUGCUCGGGUCACUCUCCGUCUGCGCUCUUAAGUGUCGUACAAUCAGAUUUGUGCCAUUGGCUAAACGUCAGACUUUCUGAGGCCAAAUAAAUGUAAUAUUCUUCAAACAAGCUAAGUCAGUUACCUGAUCUCACGGCAGUAGAACAUACUACGUGAAUAGCUUUUUAUUUAAACAAACGGUCCCUGAAGGUGGUUCCGUCGUAUCUCCAGUAAGCUUCUGAGUCUUCUCCAAACGAUUACAAACUAUAGCUAUAUUUACUAUUUUGUCAGUUGUUCAAAUACUAUUA
Molecule: messenger RNA, 3328 nt
Organism: Syngnathoides biaculeatus (alligator pipefish)
Lineage: Eukaryota; Metazoa; Chordata; Actinopteri; Syngnathiformes; Syngnathidae
Gene: epn3b
Product: epsin 3b
Exons: 12
Coding region: 292-2133 (613 amino acids)
Biological process (GO): endocytosis
Cellular component (GO): plasma membrane; clathrin vesicle coat; endosome
Molecular function (GO): phospholipid binding; clathrin binding
Source: RefSeq, a predicted model, not a curated record